Messenger RNA from Astyanax mexicanus (Mexican tetra), 4390 nucleotides. RefSeq names its product importin 8 (gene ipo8). Bases 476 to 3538 code for a protein of 1020 amino acids. The transcript has 25 exons. The record is from RefSeq and is a predicted model, not a curated record. NCBI's taxonomy places the organism in Eukaryota, Metazoa, Chordata, Actinopteri, Characiformes, Acestrorhamphidae. Gene Ontology annotation, molecular function: small GTPase binding. Gene Ontology annotation, cellular component: cytosol; nuclear envelope. Gene Ontology annotation, biological process: protein import into nucleus.
GCCGGUGUUAUGUCGAUUUGUGCUACCUUGUUAUACCGUGCUACCCUAGUGUAUACUUAAAGGUGAAAAUACCAAAAAAUAAAUCGCUGUAUCAGGGUAUAGUUACAUAAAGUAAUAUAGGUUUUUCUUAGAUUUUUCUUAUAUUAAUAUAGUUUUACACGGCUCGAAGACUCAUGCAAACAGUGACAGUGAGCUCUGAUUUUAUAAUAAUAUAAUAUAUAAUCCACAGGACAAAAAAACAUUAUUAUUAAAAUUAUCAGGAAAAACUGUAAAACAUGAAAACUUCAAAAAUGAGAGGUUACGCAUGCGCAGAUUCUCUAAGUAGCACAUAUCGACGGGUAGCACAACUGAACAGAACACCGGUAAACGGGUGGAAUCGUGUGGAAGUGGCCCAGCGGCCGUUGUGCUGUCCGCUGUUGCCCGGCCAGUUCAGCCGCAGCUCCCGGUUACUGCCAGCCCGCUCCCCCCGGCCGCCAUGGAUCCGAACCGCAUCAUACAGGCCUUAAAAGGCACCAUAGACCCGAACCUGCGGAUAGCGGCGGAGAAUGAGCUCAACCAGUCCUACAAGAUCAUCAACUUCGCUCCAACUCUGCUGCAGAUCAUCGUGUCGGAGCAGGUGGAGUUUCCUGUGCGGCAGGCAGCUGCCAUUUACCUGAAGAACAUGGUGAGUCAGUACUGGCAGGACAGGGAGCCCACUCUGGGGGAGGUGGUGUUCCCCUUCAACAUCCAUGAGAACGAUCGAGGCCAGAUCCGGGAGAACAUGGUGGAGGCCAUUAUUCAGUGUCCGGAGUCCAUACGGGCUCAGCUGACUGUCUGCUUGCGUGCCAUCAUUAAGCACGAUUUCCCGGGCCGCUGGACUGGCAUUGUGGAUAAGAUCAGCUUAUACCUGCAGUCCCAGAACAGUGGGAGCUGGUAUGGAAGUCUGCUCGCACUCUAUCAGCUGGUUAAGACCUAUGAGUUCAGGAAGGCGGAGGAGAGAGCUCCACUGCUGGCUGCCAUGCAGCUGUUUCUGCCCCGUAUCCAGCAGCUCAUCACCCAGCUCAUGCUCGACGCCACAGUCUUCUCUGUGCUCAUCCAGAAACAGAUCCUCAAGAUAUUCUAUGCCCUUGUGCAGUAUUCCCUGCCUCUUCAGCUGCUCAGUAACACAGUUAUGACCCAGUGGAUGGAGAUCCUGAGAGCAGUCGUGGAUCGAGAUGUUCCUCCAGAGACUCUGGAGGUGGAUGAAGACGAUCGGCCGGAGUUGGUUUGGUGGAAGUGCAAGAAGUGGGCUCUACACAUCAUCACCAGACUGUUUGAGAGGUAUGGAAGCCCUGGCAAUGUGACGAAGGAAUACUUUGAGUUUGCUGAUUUCUUUCUGAAGACAUACGCAGUUGGAAUUCAGCAGGUGCUGUUAAAGGUGGUCGAUCAGCACAGGCAGAAGCAGUAUGUAAGUCCACGUGUGCUGCAGCAAACUCUGAACUACCUGACGCAGGCCAUCUCUCACUCUAUCACGUGGAAACAGAUGAAGCCUCACAUGCAGACAAUAACUCAGGAGGUGGUGUUCCCUCUCAUGUGUUAUAAGGAUGAGGAUGAGAAGCUGUGGCAGGAAGAUCCAUACGAGUACAUUCGCAUGAAGUUUAAUAUGUUUGAUGACCAUGUGUUCCCCGCUACUGCUGCCCAGACUUUACUGUGCAAAGCUUCCAGGUUGAGGAAAGAAGUCCUUCCUCAGAUGAUGGAAUUCUGCCAUCAGAUUUUAAUGGACCCCAAUGCUGACCCUCGCAGGAAGGAUGGAGCACUGCACGUGAUUGGUGCCUUAGCUGACCCGUUAUUAAAGAAGCGAAUAUACAGAGAUCAGAUGGAACUCAUGCUACAGAAUUAUGUAUUUCCUCUGCUCAACUCGAACCUGGGCUACCUGCGGGCCAGGUCUUGCUGGGUUCUGCACUGUUUCAGCCCUCUGAAGUUCCAUAAUGAGCUGGUCCUAAGAAAUGCUGUAGAGUUGGUCAAACAAGAUCUCAUCGCUGACCAGGAGAUGCCUGUAAAAGUGGAGGCAGCCAUCGCCCUGCAGACUCUAGUCAGCAACCAGGAGCAAGCAAAGAUCUAUAUCAGACCGUUCAUCAGGCCAGUGAUGCAGGAGCUGCUGCAUGUUAUCAAAGAAACAGAGAACGAUGAUCUCACAAGUGUCAUUCAGAAGAUGAUCUGCGAAUAUAAUCAAGAAGUGGCAGUGAUUGCAGUGGACAUGACUCAGAACCUGGCAGAGAUCUUCAGCAAGGUUCUGCAGAGUGAGGAGUACGAGGAGAGUGAAGAUAAGACCGUGAUGGCCCUGGGUAUCCUCAGCACCAUAGACACCAUUCUCACCGUCAUGGAGGACCACAAAGAGAUCACUCAGCAGCUGGAGGGAAUCUGCCUGCAGGUGAUUGGUCUUGUGCUCCAGAAGCCCAUCAUAGGUAUGGCAGAGUUUUACGAGGAGAUUCUGUCACUGGCGUUUGGACUCACCUGCCAGACCAUCUCCCCUCAGAUGUGGCAGCUGCUGGGUGUUCUUUAUGAUGUCUUCCAGCAUGACUGUUUCGACUACUUCACGGAUAUGAUGCCUCUCCUGCACAACUAUGUAACUGUGGACACAGACACACUCCUUACCAAUCCCAAACACCUGGAGGUCAUUUACACCAUGUGCAAAAAGGUCUUAACAAGUGAUGCAGGGGAGGAUGCAGAGUGCCAUGCUGCCAAGCUGCUGGAGGUCAUCAUCUUGCAGUGCCGGGGCCGGGGCAUUGACCAGUGUAUCCCACUGUUUGUGGAAGCGGUGCUGGAGCGUCUGACGCGGGGUGUGAAGUCCACAGAGCUGCGCACCAUGUGUCUGCAGGUGGCCAUCGCCGCGCUGUACUACAGCCCCUCACUGCUGAUGCACACGCUGGAGAACAUCCGCUUCCCCCACAGCCCCGAGCCAAUCACCGCCCAGUUCAUCAACCAGUGGAUGAACGACACGGAGUUCUUCCUCGGGCUGCACGACCGCAAGAUGUGCAUCAUAGGCCUUAGUCUGCUCAUGGAGCUCUCCAGCAGGCCGGCGGUUCUGGAAGGAGUGGUGGGUCAGAUCAUCCCAUCCAUCCUGCUUCUUUUCUUGGGCCUCAAGCACAUCUACGCCUCUCGGGUCCUUAACAAACCUGAGGAGCUAUCCAGGGCGCAGGGCGCUGAGGAGGACGAGAAUGAGGAAAUUCCAAGUGAUGAAGACGAGGUGAGAGAGAAGAGUUCCAGCAUGCAGUCAGCGAUUGCCUGCACUGGCAACGGCAACGAAGAUGACGAAGAUGAUGACGACGACGACGAUGAUUACUGGGGGGAUGAAGGUCUGGAGGGCACUGCCUUGGAGGAAUACAGCACACCGCUGGACUACGACAACGGAGAAGACGAGUAUCAGUUCUUUUCUGCCUCUCUUCUUCGAGUGCAGAGCUCAGAUGCGAGCUGGUACCAGUCUCUGACACAGUCUCUGAGCGAUGAUCAGAAGAAACAGCUGCAGGAGAUCUACAGCCUGGCCCAGCAGAGGAGGAGUGCAGCAGGGAAAGGCCUGUGAGAUCUGCUGGGCUCUGUGUGGGAGGCGCCACAGUGGUUGGAUGGAGAAAAGACUGUAAAGACUGUAGGUUUGGAUCUGUGAUUUGUUUUAACCCUGGAACCAGCCACCAUUUUACACAGAUGCACCUGAAUAAAGAAUUGCCACCGGAGAGAGCCAUUUCACCCAGGACAAGAGGGGGGUUUCGGGGAGGCAGGGAGAACGAGCCAUGACCCAAAGCAGGCUCUCCGGAUCCAGAAUGGUAGAAGGACCACUGAGACACUUCACUGAUUGGACAGAGAGGCCUUGUGUUCCAGUGAGGCUGAAGAGGCUGCUCUGGGUCUACCACAGCCUGACUCUAGAAACACCAGUUAUGAAUUGGGGUGCGUGAACGAGUGAGCGAGUGAGUGAUGGAUUGAGCGAGCGAGCAAGAGAGAGAGAAGUGUGUGUGUGUGGGUGUGUGUUUGUGUGACAGUAUCAGCUGUGUGUGUGUGUGUGCAGCUAAACCAUUUCCUUAUUGUUUGCUGAUACUCCUCACCUCUUCCUCCUAUCCUGAACCAGAGUCCAGAGUGUAAUAAGAGCUGCGUAAAGCCCAUAGAGACACACACACACACACACAACAGACAACCUGUCUCACAGGCUCAGAGAGUCCUAGAUGGACAGACAGACAGAUGCAGAUAAAGAAGAUCUCUGCUGGUUUUGCUGGAAAUGUUCUGGGCCUUCAGUGUUUUGUAGGUGUGUUCCUGUCUAGCUCGUGAUCUACACACUGGGAUGACUGUGCUCUAUAUUUGUUACAUGUUUGUAUGUUUGAUUUUGUUUUUUUGUAACAGUACAUUUUGAGAAUUAACUUAAGUCAUAAAAAUUAGUCCAACACUA